AUGAUCAUCACUGGUGAUGACACAGUGGGUAUCUCUAGUCUCAAACAGUUCCUCAGUCACCAGUUUGAGACAAAAGAUUUGGGUUUGUUGAGCUACUUCCUCGGCUUAGAAAUUUCUCAUGAUCCUUUUGGUUACUUUCUCACCCAAGCCAAGUAUAUCUCUGAUCUCUUAACUUGUGUUGGUCUUAUCGAUUGCAAGGCUUUAGUUGGCAGUCUUGACUAUCUUACGGCUACUCAUCUAAACAUUGCUUAUGUUGUUCACAUUGUCAGUCAGUUCAUGGCUGCUUCUCACUUUCCGCACUAUGAUGCUCUAGCAGAGGAUCCUACUGAUCGCCGCUCUACUACAGGGUUCUGCUUCUUCUUGGGUGAUUCUUUCAUUGCCUGGCGUAUCAAGAAACAAACUCUUGUUGCUCGUUCUAGUACUAAGGCUGAGUAUCGUGCUCUUGUGGAUACUACUCAAGAACUUGUGUAG
Molecule: messenger RNA, 471 nt
Organism: Camellia sinensis
Lineage: Eukaryota; Viridiplantae; Streptophyta; Magnoliopsida; Ericales; Theaceae
Source: RefSeq, a predicted model, not a curated record